AUGGAUAAAGUACAACGGUUUUUUAAUCCCACUGAAGAUGAACCAAAAGAACAAAGUGCUAUUAUGUCUGAGAUAUCCGGCUUGUCAUGGGAUACACGAAUAAAAGGUUUUGGUAUCUGUUUGCUUAUUGCUGUGUUACUUGGUUUGGGUGCGGUGAUUAUCUAUUUUAUUGGUAGUAACCUUUCUGGCUUUGCUGUUCUUUAUAGUUUUGCCGUUAUUUUCGGUGUUGCAUCUACAAUAUUUUUGAUGGGUCCAGUGAACCAAUUGAAGAAAAUGUUCGAUGCUACUCGAUGGAUUGCCACUCUUGUUUUUAUUGGAUCUAUUAUAAUGACACUUGUGUCUGCUCUUGCAAUAAAAAGUGGUGUCCUUGUUCUUGUAUUUAUUAUUAUUCAAUUUCUUGCUCUUGUAAGUUAA
Rotaria sp. Silwood2 is the source of this 414-nucleotide messenger RNA. NCBI's taxonomy places the organism in Eukaryota, Metazoa, Rotifera, Eurotatoria, Philodinida, Philodinidae. The record is from the annotation of a GenBank genome assembly.